This is a messenger RNA of Microdochium trichocladiopsis, 494 nucleotides long. RefSeq lists its product as uncharacterized. NCBI's taxonomy places the organism in Eukaryota, Fungi, Ascomycota, Sordariomycetes, Xylariales, Microdochiaceae. The record is from RefSeq and is a predicted model, not a curated record. Bases 89 to 358 code for a protein of 89 amino acids. The transcript has a single exon.
ACAUCAGUAGUGAGAUGGCCCGCCCGAUCUCGUCCCGUGUUGGCAAUGUCGCUGCAGGUUGCCUCUCUGCAUCGGCGAGGAUAAAUGCAUGUCUGCCAGCACUCGCCCUGGGUCUGCCAUUCAUCCACAACAACAACGACUCAAGAGCACAGAGCUAUCUCGAGUGAAGAAUAGACCAAGUCCAAUAUCCUUGAUCCCAGACCAGACCAGCUCCCCCUCAACCAUGCCGCCGCCUGGGGCUCUGACCCCCCAUCUCCUAUCGUCAUUGACCGCGCCCAAGACCCAAGGCGAGCCAUACCCCUGUUCGCAACUAUUUCUCGUUUUGAUCUCGAUGCUACAGUGUGUGUCGAUGCUGUAGUGUCACAGUCUGUGCUUGACGCCUGACGCGCCCAGACAGGCAUGCUUAUCGCCUUGACAGCUAGCCGCACCUUUUCUCGUGCCACGAGGCUGAGGCCCCGGUCGUGCGCGUGUACGAGUCUGUGGCCUAUGAUUCG